ACAUAAAACUUUACAACCAGAUGUAAAGCAAAAUAACCAGCUGGCACAAGGACACCCUGAGUUAUUAACUGCUCAACAAACUUCAGAUGGAAAUGCACAUAAGAUGUAUUUUAAAGAAAGGAAACAUCUUAAUUCAGUUAGACUGAACAAUCAACAUAUAAAUUCUAGGUCACCUAGAGGAUUUUAUAAUGAAAGAAGUGACCAUACUUCUCAAUUCUUGCCUAGUGGUGGUGGCAAUAUCUUGUCAAAUACAAGUUCUCCAAAUAUUUACAAUAUGGACAGUCUUCCUACUGUAAAUCUGAAUAUUAAUGUAAAUGCACCUUCGGAAUGCACACCUUCAGUUAGCUGUGAUCACAGUCAAGCUACCAUCAACCUUAUUUCUUCCCACCGUCCACUACAACAAACUCCAUCGGCUUUAUUGAACUACAAUGAGCUUAAUUCCCCAAAAUCUCAACUUAGUAUGCAUUCUGGAGAUCAUCAAUGUAGCCAUGCAGCAUUCUGCGACCAGCAGAGUUCACUGGUUUAUGGAUACCCUGGAUAUUUACCUUCACAAUCACCUGACAAAUUUAUAAAGUAUCAACAUUUUCAGAAACAUCGUCCCAAUGAACUACAUGCUCAGUAUAUUAUGAACUAUAAUGAAUCAAAAGGAAAAGUUGAGAGUUCUCCACAUCCUAUAGAAAGACAGCUUAACAGUAAAAAACACUCAAAGAGACACAUUAGCAAUGGGUUACCAGCAAUACCUAAAUCUCUGCUGAAUGAUGUGAAUAUGGCCCAUCCUCCUGUCACUUUGCCUGCCCAUCAGAUGCAAUAUCCAUUCCAAGAGGCUUCUUGGCUGCCACAAUUUCCAUAUUCCAUCCCAGUGCUCCCACCUGUAAUACAAAGAGUGGAUAGUGACUCUGAACUGUACCACGGAGAAGAAGAAGAAAAACAAAAGGCUGCAGUGCAUCGCAGCAACUCUGAAAGCUGCAUAACUCAAGUGCUAAAACAGGAGGGAUUCAGAGAAAAGCAUAUUUACAAGCCAUACACACUGAGUGACUACAAGAACCUAAAGCAAGAUAUAAAACUUGGGGGACUUGGGCCUGACUAUCACAGUGCUCAAGAAACUGCCGAAAAGCUCAGGCGUCAAAAAGAGUAUGCAGCACUCAUUAGAGAACUGAACAAAAAAUCCACGGUUCCUAUUUCUCCACAAAGUAAACCUCCACUGAGCCCUGGAAAUAAAAGAAUACUAUCAAGGCAAAAGGCUCUUGAAUAUGCAAAAAGAAUCCCAAGACCAAAACCAGCUAUAAAGGCAGAAAACAGCAAGUAUGAGGCCAGUGGAGAAAGUUACCAGAAGAUUUCUGACUAUGUUGAAGAAAUUGAUCUAUCACAACUUUCCAAGUUGAGAAUGCUUCAGCAAAGGCAUGAAAAAGAGAAAGAAGCCAUUGCUGCUUUUAGAGCAUUACAUGUCUCAUGAGAAGUGUUUUCUACAGUAGUUGGAUGUGCAUCAGUACUUUGCUUCGGUUUUAAACUUGAAAAAGAUUUUGAACUUCUAUCCGCAGAAUUCUUGGUAUUUUAAAAUGUUAUCCAAACAUUUGUAUAAUUUCGAUUGUGUCUCCAUAAUCCUCCUUUCUGGAGACAUUGCCACUGCUCAGAAAAAGUGAAUGACCACAGUGUCUUGCAUUAUCAAGUAGAUGUAGGAUGGAAUUCAGAGUUUUAUAGUUUACUAGAUUAAAAAUGAAUAUUUUUGCAUUGAUUUGCAAAUAUACAAUUGAAGUUUACCUUCCACAUUGGACAGGGGGAAUCUCUUGUGCAGCUGUCUGUCACCCCCUAUCCAGAAUUUGUACUUUGGCAAUUGUAGUUCUAGUUCAGUGUGUGUAACACAGUCAUAUUUUAUCACUAAUUAGUCAAUGACAAGGAUCAGAAUGCAGUUUUUGGUGAAAUUAGAACUGAAUUUUAUCCAGUCUAAAACGAAACAUUUCUUAAUAUGUGUGAAAAAAUAUCAGUGAACAUAGUAGUUCUAUGACAGCCCUUUAACAAAUACAGAACAAUGAUUCUUAAACAUAAAUCAAUGAGUGGCAUAGAGGAAUAAAGCCAUGACUGCAGCCCAGGUGACCAAGUACGAUUAGUGGCUCGGGUCAGGAAGGGAUGGUGGUUCUCACACCACCAUUGUAAUGAUAGAACCUUGGCUGGAAAACUGGAGCUCCUCAUAAUGUGUAGAGCCAGUGCAGGGAGGAUGUAGAGCGGGUGGCUGAAGGUGAUGACAGUAGCUUUUAUCAACAUGUGUGAGGGAGCACACAUGUGCAGACAGAAGGGCAUGGGUGGUUCAUGUGGUGACACAAAUGGUCAUGCUGCCAUCCAGAGUGAGGUUAGGCUAUUAGAAAUGCUCUUAUUGCCAGGAAGCUGGUGAGGGUGCAAACUCCCUGAUGUCUGUCUGUGUGACAGCCCCUCCAGAUGGUUCUCACCUAAGAGAUCUAAAAUGACAUUGCUCCUCAUCACUAGGGAACUAAUGAGUCCAUUAUGGGGUAGGCAGAGGUGUUGAAGCACAAAAAACACAUACUGCUGCCUCCAUUAAACCCUUUCAAAUAGGCAGUACGUGAUCUCACCAUCUCCCAGAAUAAGUAUACUUACACUCUAGGUCAGUGAUCAUAGGGCUGACUAGUUCCUUCUGAGGUAAGGUGAGAUUUUUGACACCUGUUGCACUCUUUUUAUUUGGUAGGCAACUAUAUUUUGUAAGCUUUCUCCGUGUCUCAUUGAUGCACAAUAACUCAUAAAUAAGUGCUUGCUCAUGCUAGAGUGAAUGCAGUGAUUACUCAAGACUGCUGUGUACUAGUUCAGAGGGUUUCUUCCUGCUCUAUUUUUGAGUAGCAGAGUUAGUUUAUAUAACUUUGGGGUGUGGAGG
Molecule: messenger RNA, 2878 nt
Organism: Protopterus annectens (West African lungfish)
Lineage: Eukaryota; Metazoa; Chordata; Ceratodontiformes; Protopteridae
Gene: JHY
Product: junctional cadherin complex regulator
Exons: 5
Coding region: 104-1453 (449 amino acids)
Biological process (GO): axoneme assembly
Source: RefSeq, a predicted model, not a curated record